AUGCUUCAUCGCGGCGCCUCGCUCCGGCCAGCUGGCUCCCCUCCGUACAGGCGCUGGCCGCAGCUUCUGUUCGAGCGGGCCGCCAGCUCCUCCACGACUUGCCUCCCGUGCGCGAGCCCCCGCCCGUGCUGGUGCAGGCCACCACCCCGAGCUCCCCGCUCCCCGUUUGCGCCUGCCCCGGUCGGCUCCGGCCUCCCGCCGGCUCCUGCGCCGCGCCCCCGCGCGGCCCUGGGCUCGUACCGGCGUCCUCCGCCGGGUGCCUGCGUGCUCGGCCUCGCCCGGCCGCCCCGCGCCCCGGCGGCGCAUCCGGGUCCGCCCCGCCUCAGCCGGCCACAGCUGCGCCCGGGCGCCUCGCUUGGCCUCUGCUCCACCCGAGCUCCUCGCGAGCACCUCCCCCUCGCCUCCGCCUGGCCGGAGCGCCUCCGCCAGCCACCGCCUCCAGCCACGUGCGCGCCCGCGCCACGAGCUCAGCCUCCCGUCGCAGGCGCCGCUUGCCCCCCGUCCAGCUUCGCGCGCGCCGGCCUCCCGCCCUCCGCGCCUCCCGGGUUCGGCUCCCCCCGCGCCGACUCGCCGCCUUGCCUGCCCGCCGGCUCCCGCGGGCCGGCUUUGCCUUGCCUCGGCCGCCUUGCCCCGCUAGCCGGCGUCCGCCUCGUCGCUCCUCCACGCGGCCGAGUGCCCCACGCCCGCGCCGGCUCCCCUUGCUCAUCGCCUGCCGGCUCCCGCCACUCGGACGGCCUGCUCUGUCAUCCGGCCGCCCUCCCCUAG
Aegilops tauschii subsp. strangulata is the source of this 765-nucleotide messenger RNA. Lineage: Eukaryota; Viridiplantae; Streptophyta; Magnoliopsida; Poales; Poaceae. The record is from RefSeq and is a predicted model, not a curated record.